Messenger RNA from Musa acuminata AAA Group (dessert banana), 1056 nucleotides. RefSeq lists its product as uncharacterized. Gene Ontology annotation, molecular function: protein-disulfide reductase activity. NCBI's taxonomy places the organism in Eukaryota, Viridiplantae, Streptophyta, Magnoliopsida, Zingiberales, Musaceae. The record is from RefSeq and is a predicted model, not a curated record. Bases 123 to 689 code for a protein of 188 amino acids. The transcript has 3 exons. Gene Ontology annotation, cellular component: cytoplasm.
GAAUCCCCUUCACAUGUUCUCGAGACUUCCUUUCCUCUUCGUCAUAAGCGGAGAGCAGCCACCGUUGGUUACUCCUCUUCGAUCCUUCCAUCGCACCACCCACUUCCUCUCUCUCCUUCCCGAUGGCCGCCACCGUCCUCGAGUCGUUCGCGGUUACCCGUCCUCCUCAUGGCGUGGCUCCCGCGUCUGCGCCUAGGGCGGCGGCCGUGGCCUACGUUCCCUCGCCACUCGGCCGCUGCGGGUUGGGGCUGCUUCCCCGGUUCACGGGCCUCAGGUGCGCUUCCCUUUCCCCGAGCCCGAGGGUCAAGCCGGCUGCAGCGGCGCCGAGAUCGAGGGGAGCCGUGGUCUGUGAGGCACAGAAGACGGCAGUCCAGCUUCCAGAAGUGACAAAAUCGACAUGGCAAUCACUUGUACUAGACUCCAGUGUACCAGUUCUAAUUGACUUUUGGGCUCCAUGGUGUGGGCCAUGUAGAAUGAUCGAGCCAACCGUUGUCAAAUUGGCAAAAGCUUACGAAGGAAAGCUUAAGUGCUAUAAGCUCAACACUGAUGAAAGCCCUGACAUUGCAACUCAAUAUGGGAUUCGAAGCAUCCCAACUAUGAUGAUCUUCAAAAAUGGUGAGAAGAAAGAUGCUGUUAUUGGAGCUGUGCCAGAGAGUACCCUGGUCGCAUCUAUUGAAAAGUUUGUCUAGAGUAGCUGUGCCAUCGGAGGUUGGGUUAGUUCAUCAUCUAUGUACAAGUAGCUGUGCCAUCGGAGGAUGCACAGAAGAAAUGGAUGCCCAGUUUUGCUAUCUAUGAUUGGGAUCUUGACAAAGUCAUAUAUUUCUGUAAUUUUGAAGGAAGAUAAGCAACAUUCAGGUGAACACUCACUGGCAACUCAGGUGAAAUUGAUGAUGAGAAGCAUCAAAUUCCCAUGCGUCAAAGAGUUUAGUUGGUGAAUCUUUCGUCCUCUUUGGUAGAAGGAUGAUGCUCGAGCUGCUACAUCUUUUGAGUGUAGGUUGACUAUAAAUAGAGGAUCCUUCAAUAGCAAAUUGGGUUUGACUCUCUCUCUCCUCCUCA